AUGGCCACGACAGAAUCAUUUGUGGAGCUCCGCGCUGCCGCCAUUGACGGCCGAACCCACAACAUCUACUAUCGCCAACAUCAACUCGAAGCGCUACAUCAAGGUCUACUUGCUCACGCCUCGGAGAUCCAAGAAGCGAUCGCAGCCGACUACGAACAUAGUCCGUCGGAAAUCGCAAUCGAACUUCAUCUCGUCAUUUCGUCUCUUCGAACCAGCUACGAGACCUUGCAACCAAAGAAAGCCCUCGCGGACGAGUAUCUCGUCGCUUCUGGCAAGGAUGCUCCCAACCACCGGUUUCCUGCUGGCAUCGUGUACAUCGAGCCUUGCAAACACACCCUUCUGUUCUCUAUCGUAGCACCACUGAGCGCUGCUAUCGCAGCAGGGAAUUGUGUGAUUCUUCAUGUGAUCGUCGCUGAUUUUCCAAUCGAUCAGCUCGCAGAUGAUUCCGGAUCUUUGACCAGCGUCCUCAGAAACACUCUCCAACAAGCUUUGCACUCCGAUACUUUCGCUAUAGCGUCCUCGUCGAUCCGCGAUUCGAAGAUUCUCGACCGAGCUCUCGUGGUCGACCAGAAUUGCGGCAUUGGACCCCGGCCAAAAGCUAACAUACUAGCCUCGCCUUCCCGCAGCCAUGUCGUCGCAGUUGUAGAUCGCACGGCAGACAUCAAACUUGCGGCGAGAGAACUUGCGGCGGCUAAGAUUGGGUUCGGUGGAACGAGUCCGUAUGCGCCGGAUGUGGUGCUGGUGAAUGAGUUCGUGAAAGAAGAAUUCCUCCGAGCGGUAGCCGAGGAGAGGGCAAAGAUGUCCAUGAUGGAUGGAAGCAAGAAGCUCAAAUCGAAUCGAGAUUCGGAUAUCAAGGCACACGAGGAGAAUGACGCGGCUGUGUUUGACGCACCCGCCCGACGAUCCGAAUCAUCAGAGACGAACACUGCCUCUUCGGCCCUCGAUGUCUUUGCAGUCAAGAGCCUGGACGAUGCCAUCGACUACCUCGGCAGUGCUUGCGUCGGCCCUGCUCUCGCGGCGUAUCAUUUCGGCAACCCGCAAGUCGGCAAAUAUCUCGCACAGUUUGUCGAUGCACGGGUCUCGUUUGUGAACCAUGUUAACCGCGAGCUGCUUGUUGGACCCGCUCGUCCGGCGGCACAUGGGCACCAUUCAUCAUUGGCUUACACCGUCGAUAUGUUCUCCCUGCCUCGACCGGCUUUCAUACGAACUCCGGCCUCCUCGUCGAAGAUUGCCGCGGCCAUGUCGACCGGAAGUGCAUCUGUGGGUCGCGAAAUUCUGGAGCAAGCACUGUCGCCUCUGAAGACAAUGAAGCGCAAGCCUGGCGGUGGUAUUGGCUUCUUCGAGCAGGGCUUGCUCAUCAGUGUCGGCCUGAUACUAACGAUGACAAUCAGUGCAUCGGGAGCAGGGUUGGUGUGGAUUGUGAGGAAUGGAUGGAUCCCGUCGAUGAGUUGGACGGUCUAG
This is a messenger RNA of Zymoseptoria tritici IPO323, 1461 nucleotides long. RefSeq lists its product as uncharacterized. Gene Ontology annotation, molecular function: oxidoreductase activity, acting on the aldehyde or oxo group of donors, NAD or NADP as acceptor. The record is from RefSeq and is a predicted model, not a curated record. Lineage: Eukaryota; Fungi; Ascomycota; Dothideomycetes; Mycosphaerellales; Mycosphaerellaceae. The transcript is spliced from 3 exons. Bases 1 to 1461 code for a protein of 486 amino acids.